Oppiella nova is the source of this 313-nucleotide messenger RNA. The record is from the annotation of a GenBank genome assembly. NCBI's taxonomy places the organism in Eukaryota, Metazoa, Arthropoda, Arachnida, Sarcoptiformes, Oppiidae.
AAUUAUUUUCUCGUAGGCCGAGAGUGACUUUGCCAAAGGUCCCAGAUUUGUAGGGGGAAUACUAUUGAUAAUUGGUUCGACAAUAACCGGGGUCUCUAUCAUCGGUUUUAUAGUGUCAUGCUGCUUUUAUGCUAAAUACGAGAGGGAAAGGCAUUUGGUGACACGGGCUCAGCCCAUGCCUAACCCCAUUCCGCCCUUGCCUAACAUGGCUGGUGCCUAUCCACACGCACCUACACCUAUACCGAUACCCGUAUCAAAUGUCGACUAUCCAUCUAAUAUUACCCGGGACCUGUCGUAUCAAAUGGGGGAGUGA